Messenger RNA from Malus domestica (apple), 1240 nucleotides. RefSeq lists its product as uncharacterized. The record is from RefSeq and is a predicted model, not a curated record. NCBI's taxonomy places the organism in Eukaryota, Viridiplantae, Streptophyta, Magnoliopsida, Rosales, Rosaceae.
AUGAUGGAAUUUAGAAGGGAUGAGGUGAGUAGAGGAUUGAGAAAUGAUGGCGGCCUUGGUCACAGGAGGAGCCAAACUGGAGGGUUCAGGCUUUAUCUCGCUACAGAAUAUUAAUUACAACAAUACACGAGGAAGAAGAAGAAGAAACGAAGAAACCAACUGUCGACCUCAUCCACCUCCACCACCUCGGCUCCUAUCACUAGUAGUAUGCCAGGCCGAGGCGGCCAAAGGGUCAGGUACCACCGCCAGAGGACGCAGACUUGUUAAAAUUCGUGAAGAGAAGAGGAAGCGCGAGUACGACCGCCUUCACAGGUAUCCAGCCUGGGCCAAAGUGUUGGAAGACGCCUGCAAGGACGAUGGUGAGCUGCGAGCGGUUCUUGGAGACAGCAUUGGGAACCCUGAGCUCAUGAGGAAAAGGGUCGAAGAAAUCCGCCAGAAGGGCAGGGACUUCACCAAAUCCAAAACCGGUUCUGUCCUUGCCUUCAAAGUCACUUUCAGAGACUUCAAUCCUCUUGAUUCCCACAUAUGGUUUGAAUUCUAUGGAUCCCCAUCUGAUCGCGAUGUUGAUCUCUUCGGCAGUGUUAUUCAAUCAUGGUAUGUCAUGGGACGCUUGGGUGCCUUUAAUUCUACUAAUCUGCAGCUGGCAAAUUCUUCUAUGGAGUACAAUCCCCUUUAUGAUGUGGAUAAGGGUUUCAAAGUGAUGCCAUCUUCAUUUCAUGAUAUCAGCGACGUUGAGUUUCAGGAUAACUGGGGUCGUGUUUGGGUAGACCUUGGUACAGCUGACUAUUUUUCUGUGGAUGUACUCCUCAAUUGCUUGACAGUCUUGAGUACAGAAUAUCUGGGCAUUCAACAGAUAGUUUUUGGUGGCCGUAACAUGGGUGAUUGGGAAGAGGGGAUGACCAACACAGAGUAUGGAUACAAGUACUUCAAGAUCUGAAACCCAUAAUCAUUCGCUUGUGGAUGUUUAUAAAAGUUGUGGUGUUUGGAGGGCUUGGGGUUGACAAGUUCGUAAUAUGUUUUCAAUGCCAUCCUCCCCUGAAUUUACUAGCCAGCUACGAUCUACAGUUAAGGGAAGUUGGGGCGGGGAGUAUUUGUUUAUACAUUUUUUUAGUAGUAUGAACUUCUAUUUUGUUUUUUUUGGUGAACACUUCUAUCUUGUUUUGCUUGCUUUGGACGUAAGUAAAAUUGGUGGAUGAAUAAUGUAUGUUGAUGCACAAAAUCAGCGAAGACUUUGGUACAA